Molecule: messenger RNA, 1131 nt
Organism: Aspergillus heteromorphus CBS 117.55
Lineage: Eukaryota; Fungi; Ascomycota; Eurotiomycetes; Eurotiales; Aspergillaceae
Exons: 4
Coding region: 1-1131 (376 amino acids)
Source: RefSeq, a predicted model, not a curated record
AUGUCGUCCACCCCCGAGUUGACGCCCGCAUUUCUGGCGGAAGACCGCCGUCCACAGGCGCGCAUUGGCAUCGCCGUUGUCACGGCGCUGUCGGCCCUCGUCGUGCUGGUGCGGGUCUACGCACGCGGUUUCCUCAUCCGCAGUUUUGGCUGGGAUGAUGGCUUGAUCUGCGCCGCGCUGUUAUUGAACAUCGUCGUGAUGGCGCUCUCGCUGCAGGUCCUCCGAUACGGCGCCGGGAUACACAUCUGGGCCCUCACGGCAUCCGAGGCCCCGCUGCUGUACCAGUGGCUGGUGGCCGCGCAGCUGGUGUACAUGGUGGCGCUGUGGACGUGUCGCAUCUCCGGGCUGGCGUUCUACCGACGACUGAACCCGAUGCCGCAGUUCCAGGGCUAUCUGCGGGCCUCGUUCGCGUUCGUCACGGCGGUGCUGGUGGCCCAGGUGCUCGUCAUCGCGCUGCAGUGCAUCCCCCUGGCGGCGCUGUGGGGGGCCGCGGAGGGGACCUGUCUGGGCUCGCAGACGGUGUUCAUCUCGACCGCGGCGCUGACCAUCGUCUGCGACUCGAUCAUCCUGCUGCUGCCGGUCAAGAUCGUGUUCUCGAUCCGGGCGAGUCCGGCGCGGAAGACGGCGCUGGCGGUGGUGUUGUGUUUUGGGAUUUUGUAUGUCCCUGCCGGUCUCAACGGGGAAUGUGUGCUAAUUGUCUCUAGUGCCGUGAUGACCUCGAUCUGCCGCAUCAUCGCCAUGAUCCCGGCAAUCAGGGACACCGACGCGACGUGGUACUUCUCAGUGGUGAUGGUGUGGUCCGACACGGAGGUCAGCACGGCCAUCAUCGCGCUGUCCCUGCCCGCGCUGAAGGGCCUCGUGGGAGUGGCCGUGCGCCGGGGUUCCUCGAUGGCAGAAGGGCAGAGCAGCGGGUCGCACGAGCUGCAUGUGCAGAAGCAGAAGGGGAUGCCGCACUCGGAAGAGGGUCCGCUGUACCAGGGGCCAGAUCUGUAUGGGAGCAACGCGCGCGCGGGGCCGGGGGAUGGGUCGAGCGAGGAGGUGCUGUGGGGGGAUGGGGAUGGGGAUGAGGAUGAGGAUGGCGAGUCGGGGCGAAUCCAUGUACGGAAUACGGUGCGGGUGAGUGUGGCGUGA